AUGCCUUCCAAAAAGCCGGUGCAUCACUGCCCGCAGUGCGGCGCCGUGGGCGAUCUAACCUGCCUCAAAAAGGGACAUUGGACGCCCUGCAAGAUCCACGGCCGGAAGGGUCAUCACGGGGCGUAUCACCCUUGCGUGAAAUGUGCAAACGAGGAGAAACGCAAGGGGUCCGAGGAGAAAAAACAACUCCGGAAGGAGCAGAAGGCCAAGACGACGCUUCAGAGAGAAGAAGCCGAACGGAAGAGAAAGGCCGAGGAAGCGGCGAGGGAGGCCGACAGGCAAAGGAAUCUCGAAGAACAACAGAAGCGCAACCGGGAAACCCUGGCUCGAAAAGAACAGAAAAGAGAGGCGCUGCUGGAGAGACAGCGCCAGGAGGCGGAAGAGGCGAGGUUGAAAAGGGAGGAGCAGAAGAAGAAGCGGAAGCAGGAAGAAGAAGAAGAAAAGAAGCCAAAGCAGCAAGAGCAAGAGGACCCCAAAGCAGCACGGAAAUUGAAGAAGAAAGAAAAGAGGAAACUCCGAAGGCGGUCCCCUAAGAACUCAAACCCACCGGAGAGUCAACAAUCGAUCGAGGGGGCGAAGAGUCAACAAACACAGCAGAGAAUCUGCUGCUUCCCCCCUUGCCACCACAACCAAGCAACCCCCUCUUCUCACCAACUUGGGAGCCAACCCCAACUGCCGCUGUCGCCGCUGUCGCCGCUGUCGCCGCUGCCGCCCCGACGAUAUGAUGAACACCAGCUCCGACGAAAGCAACGGGCACUUGUUGACACCAUCCACGGAAGGCAACACUUCUUCUUCCUCGGGCGACGACGUCACUCCCCCGGAGUCUCCUCACCCUUCAGACAGAUCCGCAGUCACAGAACAUCUAGGCCCCAAUAG
Sordaria macrospora k-hell is the source of this 876-nucleotide messenger RNA. RefSeq lists its product as uncharacterized. The record is from RefSeq and is a predicted model, not a curated record. NCBI's taxonomy places the organism in Eukaryota, Fungi, Ascomycota, Sordariomycetes, Sordariales, Sordariaceae.